AAAACGUUUAGGUUCAUUUUAAUCAUGCAUUUUAGAAAUUUUAUUUGCUUUUUAGAUGGAAUUGCACAUGGCGAUAUUUCUGUUAGUUGGUGUGUCCACAGCUCUGUCUCGUAAUGCAAACAGUGAAAAAGGUAAACUGUUAAGCGAAAAGUUCUACGCUGACAGUCGUCUGUCAACAAUAGAUGAUGUUUUCUACAAUGACAAGCGUAGACCGCCAGUACGCGAUGAAUUGAAGAACGUUCCGCGUGCACUUUAUCGUGGUGAUGCAUUCUACAAUGAGAAGCGAAGACCGCCAUUACGCGAUGAAUUUAAGAACGUCCUGCGUGUACUUCAUCGUGGUGAUGCAUUCUACAAUGACAAGCGCAGACCGCCAUUACGCGAUGAAUUUAAGAACGUCCUGCGUGCACAUUAUCAUGGUGAUGCAUUCUACAAUGAGAAGCGAAGACCGCCAUUACGCGAUGAAUUUAAGAACGUCCAGCGUGUACUUCAUUGUGGUGAUGCAUUCUACAAUUACAAGCGCAGACCGCCAUUACGCGAUGAAUUUAGGAAUGUCCCGCGUGCACUUCACCGUGGUGAUGCAUUCUACAAUGACAAGCGUAGAGUCUGAGAGACCCUUUUUCCGUUCAUUGCUAAUGAAGUCUACAAAAGUGUAUCUCUUGUAAGAGAUGCCAUAAAUUUUUGGCAACUGCAUCUUUAUUUUGUCACUUGCUUUUUUUUCUGGUGAAGGAAAUAUAUAAACUUUGGCAACCUUUUCGUUAUAAAAAAUGUUUUUUUCCUGUUCAAUGAUAUUUUUACCGGGCCAUAAUAACUGUGGUUUUAUUCAGAAACAUUACCAAUAAUAUUUUGCUAUCGGAACAGCAAUAAAGUUAUUUCCAGUAUAGCGUCUUGGGGAACUUUAACAAAGUUAAAAAGCACUGGAUUUAUAACUUAUGCUUAUAAUUGUACUAAUAAAAGCAGUUAUUCAAAUUUUCAAGUAAUUUUUAUAAAUAACAAUAAGGCUAGAAAAAUAAGAACGUUGCCCAGAUUUGUUUCUAAAAACAACAAACGUGAAGAAAUACGUAUUUGUAGUAUUUUAGUAUUCUUUACAUUAAUUU
This is a messenger RNA of Hydractinia symbiolongicarpus, 1094 nucleotides long. RefSeq lists its product as uncharacterized. The transcript is spliced from 2 exons. Lineage: Eukaryota; Metazoa; Cnidaria; Hydrozoa; Anthoathecata; Hydractiniidae. Bases 56 to 607 code for a protein of 183 amino acids. The record is from RefSeq and is a predicted model, not a curated record.